Cylicocyclus nassatus is the source of this 4937-nucleotide messenger RNA. The record is from the annotation of a GenBank genome assembly. NCBI's taxonomy places the organism in Eukaryota, Metazoa, Nematoda, Chromadorea, Rhabditida, Strongylidae.
AGCUACAGCGUCUUUUUGCUCUUUGGAUGCCAACGCAGCCAUGUGUUGAGGAUAUUCAUACACCUAAUCCAUUACCGGCUCGUGGUGUUUACGGAUUUUCCCUGUACAUAUCGUCCUUUUGCUUCUUGAUAUUAUACACACUGUGGGCGGUCAUCCCUACUCCUAUAUUGAAUAGACUAGGCAUCACAUACGUGCCAGCCAAGUAUUGGGUCAUAUUGAUCCCGCUGAUACUCGUCUCUCUCAUCAUCCUUUUUGUAUCAUCUAUAUUCCUACUGAAUAUAUAUCGCUUCAGAGGAUACAGAAUAUUCGAAGAAGUUGAGUAUCUGAUAUCUCAAGUGCAAAAAAGAAAUUUGGUGCAAAUAAUCAUGCGGUCAUGCUUAGCAUUGAAUUGUGUAGUGAAACGUUUGAAGCAUGGUGGAAGAUCGACUCUCAGCAAAACAUUCCCCGCGAAUAGUAUUAGUCGUGGAUCGCAGGUGGAGUUAAUACACAAACGAUUAUCUGCUUAUGAACGCACGCAAGCCGCUGCAGAAGCCGCUAAAAAGAGCAAUUUCGUUACGAGCUCGCUAGCUGCCGAAAAUCUAAUAAAGACCGAUAGCAAUUACGGAAAGAUCAUAGAACGAAGAAAUCUCGAAGAGCAGGCAACUCCGAAGCCAUCUACUAGCAUCGACACUGAUUAUGAAUUACCACUUGCUGCGAAGCCAAUUACAGAAAAUAUCUUGCUCAAACCUACUUUGGAAUCUCAACCUUCUGGAAGCCAGACAGCUGGUGAUAGAGGAUAUUACGUAGAGGGCAAUGAGUACGUUGACGACUACAUAUUAGGAAGUACUGCAGAUUUCGCUUACGACGAAGUAGCGAUGCCAUCAUAUGAGAUCUAUGGCUCUGAAGACGCCCAUGAAAUCAUUGAGUUCCAGCUUCCUGGGCAGAGUAACGUGAGUACACGGCGUGUCCAAAGCGGUGUCGAGGAGGAUGAGGAAUCCGUGGAACUGGAGCUAGAGGACCAGAGAAUGACCAGUAGCAACAAGAAAUGCAGCGGAUGUGGUGCUCAGAUCCAAUGUGAGGAUAGUGCCUUACCUGGUUUUCUGCCUGUUGAAUAUAUCCAGAAAUCGCGGAAGUCCACGUCCGAUGCUUUGUGCAGACGGUGUCAUCUUCUCAAGCACUACAACUUUUUGCUUAAUGUGAAUGUAUGCGAAGUGGACUACGCAUCCAUAAUGUCAUGUCUUCGCAUGAACGAGGAGGCUUUAGUAUUGCUGAUCUUGGAUAUCACUGAUAUUCCUGGGAGUAUACAUCGACAGCUGCCUCACAUAAUUGGUCCACGCAAGCCGAUGAUUGUUGUUGCCAACAAAGUUGAUCUUCUCCCACCAGACGCACGAACUGGUUAUCUCAAGCGUUUCAAGAUGAUAGUAGACGAAGCUAUACAAGCAGCCGGCUUCCGAGACCAGUUUACCAUAUUGCAUACAGCUCUAGUUAGCGCCAAGACAGGUUAUGGAAUUGAAGAUCUGAUCACUGAAAUCUACUUGAAGUAUACUUCUGUCAAGUUGGGUCUGCGCAAUGAUAUCUACCUAAUUGGAUGCACCAACGCUGGAAAAUCAAGCUUAUUCAACACUCUUCUGCAGUCAGACUUGUGUAAGAUUCGUGCUGUUGACAUCGUCGAGCGGGCAACUACAUCUAUAUGGCCUGGAACUACGCUUUCGCUGCUAAAAUUUCCUGUAAUGCAGCCAUCGCCUUUCCGCUUGGAGCUCCGACGGAGGAGAUUACUCAGAAAUAAAGCUUGGCUUCAGAAAGAGAUGUACAACAGGAAACUACAGCUGCAGCAGAGUGGUGACCCGAAAUAUGCGGUGUUGUUUGGAAAUGUUGAGAACACAUUCAAAGAGAGAGAUGAGGAGCUACGACCUAUAGCUGUCGAAGAGUUGACAUCAGAUGGCACAUACGAUAGGAAAACUUCGAAAAGAUGGUCGAUGAAAGAUCCUGAAUUUGAGAAAGGAAUGUGGUGCUAUGAUACGCCAGGAACCAUUAACGACCAACAGGUGCUCAAUCUAUUCACUUUGGAAGAACUAAUACAUGUACUGCCGCGGCAUCUGCUGCGACCUCGGACUGCCAUCGUUCCAGUUGGACACUCAUUGUUGAUAGGUGGUAUAGCACGGAUAGAUGUGGAGGAGUGCGAAAAGUUUGACAGUGUUUUGCUGACAUCUUUCGCUAGUGAUGAUCUUCCGUUGAAUUGCAUACGCACAGAGGAAGCCGAUUUAUUCUUGGAAGAAAAUAACAAGAGUGGUUCUCUUGUAGUUCCUAGAGGAGGACCAAGACCAGUUGGUUAUCCUAGGCUCGAAAGUCAAGUUUUCACACUGCAUGGGAAGAAGGGAGAUAUCGGAGUCGCUGACAUCGUGUUAUCUUCGAUAGGAUGGGUACUGCUAUUCUCGUCAAGCCCGCACAUCCGUCUGCGAGGCUUUACACCGGGAGGGAAGGGGCUAGCGACGCGCUCACCAAUGUUGCCGUAUGCAGCAUCGCUACGAGGAAAGCGCAUGCCUGGAACGAGAUUCUAUAAGGUGGAACCCGUUUCUAUAUGCGCUUUAUGUGUAAACGAUGCCGCGGAAAGUUUGCUGGAUCAACUCAUUGACACUUAUGCUUUUCCACGUUCUCUAAUGGAAUCAGCUAUAUGUGAAAGUCUCUCUGAUCUGCAUUUUUGUCUAGGUAGCAGGCAAAAUGAACUGGACUACUUGAGACAGGUCGCUGAUUUUCUCGUUACCAAGCUGGUAGAUGAUACUCAUCUUGCUGGAAGAGCACAUGACGACGAAUGUCCGUCGAAUUUUGGCGAGAAAGCUAACAUGUCGGCAUGGCCGUCACAAUCUGUCAGACAUUUCCUGCGUGAACUGGUUGUAAACGCAUUGCUUUUACCAUGCUUGGAUUUGCUGGCUGACCCGGAUACUAUUAACCAUUUGCUUAUUAUGAUAUUCGAUGCCAUGAAAGGAGAAGAAGCACACGAUGGAAAUGAGAAUGAAAAAAGAGAAGUCACGUUUUUGUCGAAUUUCGCCGAAAGUUCCUCUCAAACGGUUCCGGACUCUUUGCUACACCUAAGGCUGAGUGAGGUUCUUCGAGAUGCACGGCAGUAUUCGACUUUUCGUCUUUAUCUACAAGAUACACACGGACCUGUAAAUGAGCUUUGUUUUCUGGCUGAGGCUUCUCGAAUCCACGAUAGCAUGCAGAGAAAGGCUGAAUCAUCCGGCCAAAUUGCUUAUGACAUAUGGCAACUGUUCGGACAGUUCGUACAUGACAGUGCUCCUGAACGUAUCCAAUUUACUCCAGAGAUCGUUCAAGAAUUCAAGAAUGCGGUCGAAUGCAACAAUUUAGCCCUUUUAGACAAAGUAAUUGAGAUGUCGUAUCAAAUGGUUUAUCAGCGUAUGCAAAAUGAUCACUUGGUCCCAUUUUGUCAGUCGGAUGCGUUUCUAGGAUAUCUCUGUGGUAGUCCACCUGUUUCUGUCAAUGAACUGAUCGAUCAGCGCACUAUGCCUAGAAAGCCAUCUGUUUCAGGAGGGACGUUUUCUUUAGCUCAGUUUAGGACAAGACUACGAAAAGCCAUAGCCGUAGUAUCACUGGAUGGCUCUUUUGACAGCGAAGAAUCAUUGGAGAGUAGUCCAGCUGUAGAAGAUGACUUGAUCAGCAUCUCCAGUGAAAGUGCAAAGGACCACCGAGCUAGUCUAGAGAGAAUUGAGUCGACAUCAUCUUUACCCUCGAGUUAUUCUGCUCAACUAACCAUCCCAUCCAUUGACGUCUCAGUUGCAAGUGACUCGCAGUCCAAUUUGUCACCAGCGAGCGCCUACUCGGUUACGGAUGAAGAUGAACUGAGUGCAUCGGCAUCUGCUUCUGCGCUAGAAGGUGGAGACUCUGAGCCGGCAUUGAUAAUAGACAAAGAGACGCGAAAUAUCAACUUGUGGAAAGUCAAUGUUACAAAAAUUACUCCGAUGAGGGAUAACACGACGGGAAGAACAAUUUAUGCGUAUGUGAUUGAUGUGGAACGUACAGAAGCGAAAGAUAAGGAGACCAAGUCAUGGAGCAUAUUCAGGCGUUAUUCUGAGUUCUAUGUACUUGAGAUGAAGCUUCUAGAAUUUCAUGGUGAUUCACUGCGAUUUACGUUGCUUCCUCCCAGAAAGCCCUUAAUGAUAAGAAAUCGUGCUUUCUUGGAACAACAUCGCCUACUAUUUUCUCUGUUCCUGUCAUCGCUUUGCAAACAGAAAAUAUUGCAUCGAUCUGAUCUCCUUUUUGCAUUCCUUACUAGUUCUGAAGAAUUUCGCCAGAACUUGUUACUAAGUGAUCUUAAUCCUUGGAAGGUUGUCAAGAAAAUGCCGGGUAAGCUGGGCAGAGAAAAGGGUCAACAUCUUCGACCUUUUCUCUUGACCGUUCUCGCAAAUACACUGUAUACCCAAGAAAAAGUGGAAUUUGAAGAGAAAGUGCAAGCUUCCGAUAAUAGCUUUGGAAUUUGCGCAAGAAGAGUGUCUCAAGUUUCAAUCAAAGCGAAUUGGUGCACAGAGGAAAAAAAAGAAAACGUUCCAAAUUUUAUUUUGCAUCACGGUUAUCGAUCGUGGACAAUUUUUUUUUUUGACAUCGUACUACUAAUCGCAUCAAGAUUCAUUGGCUCAUUCCGAUCAGCGUCUCUGCUUGUAUGUAUGUCUGUAAGCAUAUAUGUCUUCUGUACCCGCCGAGCAGUUGAAUCAAAGGUUCGUGAUAAAGCAAUGCGGCCACUUGGUAGAAGAGCCAACGAGGGAAGUAUGAGAGAGGUGAAUGUCUGCAGACUGUUUCAUCUCUUCCUCCAAUUGCUUUUUAUGGCAAAUGACCCGAUCGAAACUCCCCAGAAAAAAACACUCAGGAUCGCCCUCUCUAAAGACCGGACUUGCUGUUCUUUCAAGAACCAUAACUAUCGAAAUCUCAUCUCGAUCAGCAUUUUAUAG